CUUCUUCUUCUUCCUCCUCCGCAGUCGGGAAGCACUGCAUCAUAUGCGAGCCAUUCAUAGUAUCUACCACCGUAUGACAUAUGCACAUUAAAGCACGCUCGUUUGGGAUCGGAGGUCAAAGAUUCACAGGAAGACGCUACCAGGAAAUGUGUCAGCUCUCUUUGUCACAGCCCUCCUGCCUUAGCUGUUCUCGACUCAACGUGGAGACUUGCACCGGUUCUGAACCAGCGAUGCAAAGGACAAGCAUGACAGCCGGACGCCGGCACCAAAAUCCAUCCCACAUCGACAGGUACGUAUCUGCCUCUUAAUUACCCCUAUCCAUCCCAUUCAAGACACUGUUUCAUUUGCAGGAAGACUCAUCGAUCCGAUUCAUCUGAAGCUCGAAUCAUCAGGACAGCGUCUUCGAUAAGCAUGUCGGUUAAGGCUGCAGAAAAACUAGCCAUUAGGCCAACUGUUUCGCCCCUUCUAAUCCUGCAUGCAAAGCGUGUGUCCUGUCAUAUUACCUUUCCUCUUCCUCCUCUCGGUCAUUAAGCAGCACCGCUCACUGUCCUCGCCCUAUAUAACUACUCCCGCCCUGCACCGCCCACUCCUCACCACGGUGGUAGAACGUCAAAGCUGCUGCUAUCAUGAGGAACCCCGUGCUGGUGGAAGGCGCCGGGGAUGGGGCGGCGGUGGGGGAGAGGCUAUUGGUGCUGUGGCGGCAGAUCAGGACGCCCAUGGUGGUGCCGCUGCUGUGGGCUCUCAUGUACGCGUGCGCCUUCAUGUCGGUGAUGCUGUUCGUGGAGAGGGUGUACAUGGCGAUCGUCAUCGUCCUCGUGAAGCUCCUCCGGAUCAAGCGGUACACCAAGUACAAGCUCGAUUCCAUGAGGCAGGAGAUGGAGGCGGAGGAGUCCCACCCCAUGGUGCUCGUCCAAAUACCCAUGUUCAACGAGAAAGAGGUAUACCGCUUAUCGAUCGGGGCAGCCUGCGCCAUGUCAUGGCCGUCUAACAAGAUGAUAGUUCAAGUUCUCGAUGACUCCACUGAUCCCGUCAUCAAGGUGAUGAUACCUGCACCUGCAACAGAGAAAGAACCACCGUGGCAACGACAUGCGAUGGAUGAUGCUUUGCUCACCUGCGAUGCUUGCUUUUGGUUGCCGUGGUCGUCGCAGGAGAUGGUGGAAUACGAGUGCCAGUCGUGGGCGAGCAAGGGAGUCAACGUGGAGUACGAGUUCAGGAACAGCCGAAGCGGCUAUAAGGCGGGCGCCCUUCGCGAAGGCCUCGAGAAGAGCUACGCCAAAGACUGCGACUUCGUCGCCAUCUUUGAUGCCGACUUCCAACCCGACCCCGACUACCUGUGGAGGACCAUCCCUUUCCUUCUCACUAACCCUGAGCUCGCUCUGGUGCAAGCUCGAUGGAAGUUCGUGAAUGCUGACGAAUGCCUCCUGACUCGCCUCCAAGAGAUGUCUCUGGAUUACCACUUCAGCGUGGAGCAGGAAGUAGGGUCUUCCACGUACUCCUUCUUCGGGUUCAACGGCACUGCGGGGGUGUGGCGGAUGCAAGCCCUCGUCGACGCCGGAGGGUGGAAGGACCGGACCACCGUGGAAGACAUGGAUCUUGCAGUCAGGGCUUCCCUCAGAGGGUGGAAGUUCGUGUUCGUCGGCGACCUGGCAGUGAAGAACGAGCUACCCAGCACGUUCAAGGCGUACCGCUUUCAGCAGCACCGGUGGUCUUGUGGCCCGGCAAACUUGUUCCGGAAGAUGCUGAAAGAGAUCCUAUGCUGCAAGGUACCCUCGAAACCCUCCUCCUUUGGAGAUCUCCCCCGAAGCUCCUACUGUAGCAAGCGAUGUAGUUUCCUGCAGAGGGUGUCCGCUUGGAAGAAGUUCCAUGUCAUCUACGACUUCUUCUUCGUGAGGAAGAUUGUCGCCCACUUCGUGACCUUCUUCUUCUACUGCGUGAUCAUCCCGGCGUGCGUCCUGCUCCCGGACGUUCAUCUUCCCAAGUUCAUCGCCGUCUACAUCCCCUCCGCCACCACCGUCCUCAACGCCAUCUGCACUCCCAGGUCCUUCCACCUGAUCAUCUUCUGGAUCCUGUUCGAGAACGUCAUGGCGAUGCACCGAGCCAAGGCGACCAUAAUAGGGCUUCUGGAGGCGAACCGCGUCUACGAGUGGAUCGUCACCGCCAAGCUGGGGAACGCUUCCAGGAACAAGAACAGCUCCAGGUCGCACAGGAGAUCUCGAUGCCGCAUCGUGGAAAGAAUCCACCUGAUGGAGGUCCUCAUGGGACUCUUCCUCUUGUACUGCACCAUCUACGACAUCAUGUUCGGCCGCGACCUCUUCUACGUCUACUUGUUCGCCCAAUCCAUGGCGUUCUUCGUCGUCGGCUUCGGUUACGUUGGCGUAUACGUUUCCAACUGAGGAGGAAAGGGGGAGACGGCCGAGGCCUUCAGAUUCAAUUUGCCGAACACCCCAAGUGCACAGAACUAACAUACUGCUCCCACUGCUCUCAUCUCCUGAGACACGGGAAAUCCAAUGUUGGAUGUAAGGUUUGUGACACGGUUAGUAGGGUCGUACCAUUGACCCCACUCUAUAUAUGUUUUAAGCUUUACUUAAAUGCAAGAAAGAUG
Messenger RNA from Musa acuminata subsp. malaccensis (wild Malaysian banana), 2602 nucleotides. The record is from RefSeq and is a predicted model, not a curated record. Lineage: Eukaryota; Viridiplantae; Streptophyta; Magnoliopsida; Zingiberales; Musaceae.